AUGUCCGCCGCCUCGUCCUCGUCCUCGACCCCGACGCCGCGCAUUCGCGUCCUCUGCCUCCCUGGGUUCGGCAACGAUGGUAGCCAGAUGCUCGGCAAGAUGCGCAAGCUCCGCAAGGUCUGGGGCGACGACGUCGAGUGCGUCGCCAUGGACCCACCCGCCGUGUUCGGCUACCCGAGCGUGCACGGCAGCGCCGGCCGUCAGGCCAUCACGCGCGAGGAGGACUUUUUCGUCUGGUGGCCGCGCAACUACACGCACUCGUUCCUCGGCGACUACGAGUGCCUCGACUACGCGCUUCGGGCGACGCGCAGCUUCAUCGAGGAGCACGGACCGUUCGACUGCUGCAUCGGGUUCUCGCAGGGCGCCAACUUCCUCGCGCACCUCCUCCCCCUCCUCGAGAAGCCUUGGCUCCACGAGGCCUUCGCCUCGCCUACGCCGUCGUCGUCGUCCUUCCUGUCGCCGCGCUCGUCCAUCUCGGCGUCGUCCGACAGCAGCAUCGCCUCGACGCCGUACUCGAACGCGCCCUCGUCAGCCUCGACCCUCUUCUCUCCUCCCCUCUCGCCCGUCGACAGCGACUACUUUGGGCGCUCCCGUCGCUCGUCGUUCGGCGAGGUCGACGUCUUCCCGGUCAAGCCGUUCAAGUGCGCGAUCCUCGUCGGAGCGUAUGGCCCGGGCGACCCGAUCGCCGACCACUGGUUCGACUCGCCCGUCCGCGUUCCGACCCUGCACCUCAUCGGCAAGAACGACGCGUGGAUCCCGCCGAACCACCAGGUCGACACGGCGAACAGGUUCAACAGCAAGGUCCUCUGGCACAUCGGCGGCCACUUCAUCCCGCAGAGCCACGAGCACCACCUCGCUAUGCGUGACUUCCUCUUCGCGCACUGCAAGUGA
Molecule: messenger RNA, 891 nt
Organism: Rhodotorula graminis WP1
Lineage: Eukaryota; Fungi; Basidiomycota; Microbotryomycetes; Sporidiobolales; Sporidiobolaceae
Exons: 5
Coding region: 1-891 (296 amino acids)
Cellular component (GO): nucleus; cytoplasm
Source: RefSeq, a predicted model, not a curated record